Molecule: messenger RNA, 933 nt
Organism: Lachancea mirantina
Lineage: Eukaryota; Fungi; Ascomycota; Saccharomycetes; Saccharomycetales; Saccharomycetaceae
Source: the annotation of a GenBank genome assembly
AUGGCGACGACACAGACAAUUCCAUCGCCCACCGAUGUGGGCGCGCUGGCCAACAGAAUCAAUUUGUACACCAGAGACCAGCACAACAAGAUCGAUGCGCAGAUGAGCGUACGGUUUGCGUUUGCCAUGAAGCACGGAUUCAUCUAUCGGCAGGGCCUGCUAGCGUUUUACUACGUGUUUGACGCGAUAGAGCAGGAAAUCGACCGUUUGCUGCAGGAUCCACGGGACGCCGCAGAGUGCCAGGCCCGCGACAUUCUGUUACAGUUCUGGGCCGACGAUUUCCGCAGAAGCUCCAAGAUCUUCCAGGACCUAGAGCUGCUGUACGCAGACGUGUACAGCACGCGCGAGUCGCUGACGGCGUUUCUGAACCAGCGCGAGCUGCCACGCGAACAGCAGGCGUUUGUCGACUACAUCCACGCGAGCAUUCGCGCAGAGCCUACAACGGUACUUGCGUACUGCCACGUGCUGUAUCUGGCGCUGUUUGCCGGCGGCAGAGUGAUGCGGUCAACCAUUUACCGCCACACGGGCUUGUUCCCACAUUUCCCGGAUCUGACGCCGCAAGAGGUGGUGCGUAAGGGCACCAAUUUCUUCACUUUCAGUGAUGACGGCGUCGAUGCCGAGAACAAGCUGCGCAAAGAAUACAAACGUGGUUACGAGCUCGCGACGCGGCACGGACUGAGCGAGGACCAGAAAUUGCGUGUCCUGGAAGUAUCGAAGGACAUUUUUGAGUGGAACAUGCGUGUUGUCACCGAGAUCGGCGAAAUUAACCGUUCGCAACUGAUGGGCACUCUGAGUUUCCGACUUGUGACGUUUUUCGUCGAAGAAUGGAAAUACUCUACCAAGCUGACAAAACGUCAGAAAACGCUGGUGCUGGUCGCGGGCGUCUUGUUUCAGCUGUUCCUAGCAUACUGGAUUUUGUCCAAAUGGCUAUGA